GUAAUUUUCUGCCUCCGUUGUUUUCCAGCCUUUAAGUCAAGCACACCAUCUCCUGCUUCCAAGCUAAUCUAAUUGUACGAAACAUUAAAACCCUAGCAAAAACCCCUCAUCUCCACACUCGGAUUCAGAAAUCUACAUAUUAUUAUAGGAGAAAAGUAAUGGCAGGAGGAAGGUUUAAACAAUUGUUCAAGAAGUACGGAAAGGUAGCAUUGGGGGUUCACUUUUCAGUUUCGGCCGCUUCCAUCACCGGUCUCUAUAUCGCCGUCAAGAGCAAUGUCGACGUCGAGUCCAUGAUCGAGAGAGUCGGCCUAUUUAAACCCAAAGAAGAAGAACUGCCGCCUCAAAAUCCGGAGUUGAUCGGCGACGAUCCGGCUGCUCAGCCGAAGGCGAGGAAUCGGACUGCUGAGUUGGCGGCUUCCAGCGGCGGCGCCAUCGCUCUUGCGGUGCUGCUCAAUAAGGCCCUCUUCCCUGUUCGGGUCCCGAUAACUAUAGCUCUCACUCCCCCAGUCGCCAGGUUCCUUGCAAAGCGGAACAUUUUUAAGAGCUCUGUAUGAAAAUUUUGUUUGUAUCAUCUAUUUUGAUCUUCUCAAUCUAUGAAAGCUAUAUAUUUGUUCGUUGCAGAUUUUUUAGCUUGUACUGAAUACUGAUAGAUGCUAAGAACAUAAUCCAUUUUGAGUAAAGAAGAAAUUACCCAUUGCAACUAUUUGAACAGUGAUGAUAUACAUAAGCAAUGACAUUGUCUGCAAU
Messenger RNA from Cuscuta epithymum, 747 nucleotides. NCBI's taxonomy places the organism in Eukaryota, Viridiplantae, Streptophyta, Magnoliopsida, Solanales, Convolvulaceae. The record is from the annotation of a GenBank genome assembly.